Molecule: messenger RNA, 765 nt
Organism: Penicillium alfredii
Lineage: Eukaryota; Fungi; Ascomycota; Eurotiomycetes; Eurotiales; Aspergillaceae
Product: trafficking protein particle complex subunit 5
Exons: 2
Coding region: 1-765 (254 amino acids)
Biological process (GO): endoplasmic reticulum to Golgi vesicle-mediated transport
Cellular component (GO): TRAPPII protein complex; TRAPPIII protein complex; TRAPPI protein complex
Source: RefSeq, a predicted model, not a curated record
AUGGCUACUCCGCUCCGCCAGUCCACAAUGCUGUCCGUCAACAACAGCGCAACCCCUCAAUCCGCCUCGAGCGACAAAUCACAAUCACCGCAGACGCAAACCCUCUCGCAGCCGACCCCGGGACUGCGCGUGCCGUCCAAUCGCAAGACCAUCUACGACCGACACCUGAACCGGAGUCGCAAUGCCGAGCUCAGCCGGGCUAGCUUUGCGUUUUUAUUUGGGGAGAUGAUCACAUAUGCCCAGCGGCGGGUAACGGGGAUACAAGAUCUGGAGAAACGACUUAACGAACAAGGCUACCCCCUAGGCCUCCGCCUCCUAGACCUCCUCUUCUACCGUACAACGUCGACCUCCUCCUCCGCCCUCUCUAGCUCCUCAACCUCCUCGUCGCCCCCCAAUCGACCCCUCCGCAUCCUAACCCUCCUCCACCUAAUCCACGGGCCCCUGUGGCGGCUGCUCUUCGGCCGAUCGGCCGACGCCCUCGAGCACUCCGUGUCGCCCGACACCCCCAACGAGUACAUGAUCACCGAUAACGACCCGCUGGUCAACACGUACAUCAGCGUGCCGCGCGAGAUGAGCAUGCUCAACUGCGCCGCCUUUGUCGCGGGCAUCAUUGAGGGCGUCUGCGAUGGCUGUGGCUUUGAGACGAAGGUCUCGGCUCAUAACCAGCCCUCGGAGAUGUGGCCCAGUCGCACGGUGUUUUUGGUGCGGUUUGGUGAGAGUGUUAUGGAGAGGGAGAAGGUUUUGGAGAGGGCCGGUGUUAAAUAA